AAUCAUCCGUUAGUAGAAGUUCACUCACUCCUCCUGAGAAAAUACAAAAUUAAAAACCAAAUUCGCUGUGUUGUUCUUCUUCGUCUUCCUCUUUACCCUCUGAAAAACCUAAUGGAGAAAUUAGCAGUUUCUCGAAGUAUAUCUCCUUCGUUUAUUCGAUUCCAUCCUCAGACAUUUUGUAAUGGGAGAAGACGAAGUGUAUCAUCGAAUUCGCUGAGUUUCUUGAAUUCUCCCGCUUGUUUUCAAUCUUUGAAAUGUUGCGCUACUUCGCCUCCUCCUUCAUCUUUAGUGAAUGAUGAGGUGAAGUUCAAAGAAGCAUCUGAGAAUGGGAAUUUGAUUCCAUUGUUCAAAUGCAUAUUUUCCGAUCAUUUAACGCCGGUACUUGCGUAUCGGUGUUUGGUUAAAGAGGACGAUAGAGACGCGCCGAGUUUUCUGUUUGAAUCGGUUGAACAAGGUGUUCGAGCUUCUAAUGUUGGUAGGUAUAGUGUGGUUGGUGCACAACCAAGUAUGGAAGUUAUAGCUAAAGAAAAUGUAGUGACAAUAUUGGAUCAUGAAAAGGGGCAUAGGACUGAAGAAGUUGUUGAAGAUCCUAUGGUGAUACCUAGAAGAUUAAUGGAAGGAUUGACUCCACAGCUUAUUAAUGAGUUGCCCAAUGCGUUUUGUGGUGGAUGGGUAGGUUAUUUCUCUUAUGAUACAGUGCGGUAUGCAGAAAGCAAAAAGCUUCCAUUCUCAGCUGCACCAAAUGAUGAUAGGAACCUCGCGGAUCUUCAUUUAGGUUUCUAUGAUGAUGUGAUUGUGUUUGAUCAUGUAGAAAAGAGAGUAUACGUGAUUCACUGGGUGCGGCUAGAUCGAUAUUCUUCAGUUCAAGAGGCUUAUGAAGAUGGAAUGAGCAAACUUGAGGUUUUAACAUCUACAGUACAUGAUAUUGACACACCGAAGUUAGCUGCGGGGUCUGUGAACAUACAAACUCCCCUUUUUGGUUCUCCAUUAAAGACAUCGACCAUGUCAAGUGAAACAUAUAAGAAAGCUGUGCUUGAAGCGAAGGAACAUAUCUUGGCUGGUGACAUUUUCCAGAUUGUGCUAAGCCAACGUUUUGAACGCCGUACUUUUGCUGAUCCAUUUGAAGUAUAUAGAGCACUGAGAGUUGUGAACCCAAGUCCUUACAUGACUUAUUUACAGGCUAGAGGAUGCAUCCUUGUUGCGUCAAGCCCAGAGAUUCUUACCCGAGUGAAGAAGGGGAAGAUUGUUAAUCGACCACUUGCUGGAACAAUUAGAAGAGGAAAGACGGAGGAAGAAGAUAAGAUGGCGGAGAAGCAGCUGCUGGCUGAUGAAAAACAAUGUGCUGAGCACAUUAUGCUUGUUGAUUUGGGAAGGAAUGACGUGGGAAAGGUUUCUAAACCCGGUUCUGUGAAAGUGGAAAAAUUAAUGAAUGUUGAAAGAUAUUCCCAUGUCAUGCACAUUAGCUCCACUGUUACUGGAGAAUUACUUGAUGAUCUUACUUGUUGGGAUGCUUUACGUGCUGCAUUGCCAGUUGGAACAGUUAGCGGGGCACCCAAGGUGAAAGCCAUGGAGUUGAUUGACGAAUUAGAAGUUACAAGGCGAGGACCAUACAGCGGUGGAUUUGGGAGUGUGUCUUUGUCAGGCGACAUGGACAUUGCACUUGCUUUGCGCACCAUUGUAUUCCCAACAGGAAAUCAUUAUGACACUAUGUACUCAUACAAGAAUGUGAACAGACGACGGGAAUGGGUUGCUCAUCUGCAGGCUGGUGCUGGUAUUGUAGCUGAUAGUAAUCCUGAUGAUGAACAGCGUGAAUGUGAAAACAAAGCCGCUGGUCUAGUACGAGCCAUUGAGCUCGCAGAGUCGGCUUUUGUUGACAAAUCUUGAUGCAGUUUCUAAAUUGAGUUGCAAAUAACAGUUUUGAUAGAAAUCAGAACGACAACUGUUUUUCCCCCUUCAAUUCAAUAUAAUUUCUUUCAUUUUCUUUUUCCU
Messenger RNA from Papaver somniferum (opium poppy), 1989 nucleotides. RefSeq names its product anthranilate synthase alpha subunit 1, chloroplastic-like. NCBI's taxonomy places the organism in Eukaryota, Viridiplantae, Streptophyta, Magnoliopsida, Ranunculales, Papaveraceae. Gene Ontology annotation, molecular function: anthranilate synthase activity. The record is from RefSeq and is a predicted model, not a curated record. Gene Ontology annotation, biological process: L-tryptophan biosynthetic process. The transcript has 11 exons. Bases 112 to 1884 code for a protein of 590 amino acids.